GUAACUGUGCCUUUAAGGAAGGGAAACGGAAUGUUGACGUCAUUUUCAACUGCGCAGCUUUGGACCGGAAAAGGGUGGGUGUACGCUGACGUAGGUUAGCAAGCUACAUUUACCAAGUCUGCCUUGGCUUCUAUGGAAGAGAUGUCAGGAGAGAGUGCCGUGAGCCCACCAGUGCCGGCAGCUACAACCCGGACCACAUCGUUUAAAGGUUCCAGCCCCAGCUCAAAAUAUGUGAAGUUAAAUGUGGGUGGGGCCCUCUACUACACAACAAUGCAGACUCUGACCAAGCAAGACACCAUGCUGAAAGCCAUGUUCAGUGGCAGGAUGGAGGUCCUCACUGACAGUGAAGGUUGGAUUUUGAUUGAUCGCUGUGGCAAACAUUUCGGAACGAUCUUGAACUACCUGAGAGAUGGAGCAGUUCCGCUGCCAGACAGCCGGCGGGAAACCGAGGAGCUGCUUGCAGAAGCCAAGUAUUAUCUUGUCCAAGGCCUUGCCGAUGAAUGCACGGCUGCCUUGCAGAACAAAGAAACAUAUGAGCCUCUAUGUAAAGUGCCUCUCAUGACAUCAUCCAAGGAGGAGCAGAAGCUUAUUGCCACUUCAAAUAAGCCUACUGUCAAACUGCUGUAUAACAGAAGCAAUAACAAAUAUUCCUACACCAGCAAUUCUGACGACAACAUGCUGAAAAAUAUCGAGCUGUUUGACAAGCUGUCGCUGCGGUUCAAUGGCCGUGUACUCUUCAUCAAAGAUGUGAUCGGGGAUGAGAUCUGCUGCUGGUCCUUCUACGGGCAGGGCCGCAAAAUAGCUGAAGUGUGCUGCACCUCCAUUGUUUAUGCCACCGAAAAGAAGCAGACAAAGGUGGAGUUCCCUGAAGCUCGCAUCUAUGAGGAGACCCUCAAUAUCCUUCUAUACGAAUCCCACGAUGGGAGGGGGCCAGACAACGCUCUGCUGGAGGCAACAGGGGGCGCUGCCGGACGAUCCCACCAUCUGGACGAAGAUGAUGAGCGAGAACGAAUUGAGCGAGUUCGUCGGAUCCAUAUCAAACGACCCGACGACCGCACACACCAUCACCAGUGACCUCCCACCCGUCUUAACUGAGGCCUUGUACCGCACCCGUGCCUUACACCUUCCCUCAACAGCACAUUCAUUACCAGGAGACUGUAUUCGUGUGUAGCUGUGCAGUUAUGCCCACUGUGUCGCCUUUGUCGUGGUCUGACUGACUGGCUGACUGCAGGAGUUCAUAUUCAUCGUUAGUAGUUCACAGUAGUUUCAUCUAAUGUUGUGUGUUGUUUGUGUAUUUGUCACAAGUGGUCCUAAGGAGAUCAAGAAUUAUGAUGUAAGCAGCUACAAAUGUAUUGCGUAAUCUUUUCUCUCCCUGUGGCUUUAAGUGCUUCACUGAUUAGUCGGUGAAUGACCCAAAUGGUGAUCACGAAAAGGCCACAAGAUGGCACUGUUUUUUUCUUACUUUUUUUUUUUGGUAUUGGUUUGUAUGUUUGAAUACACACAGGUGGAUAAAAUCUUUCCACCAUAUUUAGUUUGAACACCUUGUCAAUUUCUGUCUACAUCAUAAAAUUCUCAUUUUAUAUUGUGGCAACAUGAGUCCUCACCUCAGGUGUUCUAUGGACUUCGUGAUGGAUGGAUGGAUGGAUGCUGAGGUUGGAGUGAAUGAGUGCAAUCAGAGGAGGAACGGAGUCCUGCGGACAUGCUUUUUAACAAGAACAGAAAUUACAUUAGUCACUCAUCACAGAAAGUUCGGUUUUGCACAGUUAUAAAUUGAUGUGUAACAAUCACUCGUAGAUUUAUUGUACAGAAGUGAACAUAUACGUUUUAUAUUUAUACAUCUCAAAUAAAUUUCUACAAAUGAAA
Messenger RNA from Hippocampus zosterae (dwarf seahorse), 1863 nucleotides. RefSeq names its product potassium channel tetramerization domain containing 10 (gene kctd10). Gene Ontology annotation, cellular component: Cul3-RING ubiquitin ligase complex. Gene Ontology annotation, molecular function: ubiquitin-protein transferase activity; protein binding. The coding region runs from base 133 to 1074 and encodes 313 amino acids. NCBI's taxonomy places the organism in Eukaryota, Metazoa, Chordata, Actinopteri, Syngnathiformes, Syngnathidae. The record is from RefSeq and is a predicted model, not a curated record. Gene Ontology annotation, biological process: negative regulation of Rho protein signal transduction; protein homooligomerization; proteasome-mediated ubiquitin-dependent protein catabolic process. The transcript is spliced from 7 exons.